Pan troglodytes (chimpanzee) is the source of this 3169-nucleotide messenger RNA. NCBI's taxonomy places the organism in Eukaryota, Metazoa, Chordata, Mammalia, Primates, Hominidae. The record is from RefSeq and is a predicted model, not a curated record.
AUGGUGUCCAUCCUCACUGUUCUUCUGUGCCUCAGAAACUCUUCUCCAUGGCUGAGUCUGAGCCAGAAAGCCCGAGCACCUGCAGGGACCCUCCCCAAACCCAGCCUCUGGGCUGAGCCAGGCUCCGUGAUUACCUGGGAGAGCCCCAUGACCCUUUGGUGCCAGAGGACCCUGGAUACCCGUUACUAUCUCACCAAGGAAGGAAGCCCCAUGACCUGGUACCAACAGAGCCCACCAGAGCCCAGGAACAAGACCAACUUCUUCAUCCCAUCCAUGAGAGAGCACCAUGCAGGGAGAUACCACUGUCACUAUCUCAGCCCUGCAGGCUGGUCAGAGCGCAGCGAGCCCCUGGAGCUGGUGGUGACAGGAGCCCACAGAAAACCCACUCUCUCAGCCCUGCCGAGCCCUGUGGUGACCUCAGGAGAGAACGUGACCAUCCAGUGUAGCUCAAGGGUGGGAUUUCACAGGUUCAUUUUGAUUGAGGAAGGAGAAAACAAGCUCUCCUGGAUGCUGGACUCACAGGAACUCUCCAAGGGGUGUCCCUUGUCCCUGGCCCUGUUCCCUGUGGGUCAUGUGACUGCCAGUCACCGGUGGAUGUUCAGAUGCUAUGGGCAUUACACAAACAUCUCCUGGGUGUGGUCGGAACCCAGCGAUACCAUGGAGAUCCUGGUCUUAGGCGUGUCUAGGAAGCCCUCCCUCCUGACCCUGCAGGGCCCUGUCGUGGCCCCUGGGGAGAAGCUGACCCUGCAGUGUGGCUCUGAUGUCGGCUACGACAAAUUCACUCUGUACAAGGAGAGGGGACAUGACCUUGUCCAGGGCUCUGGCCGGCAGCCCCAGGCUGGGCUCUUCCAGGCCAACUUCACCCUGGGCCCUGUGAGGGGCUCCCACGGGGGCCAGUACAGAUGCUACGGUGCACACAACGUCUCCUCUGAGUGGUCGGCCCCCAGCGACCCCCUGAACAUCCUGAUCGCAGGACAGAUCCCUGACAGACCCUCCCUCUCGGUGCAGCUGGGCCGCACGGUGGCCUCAGGAGAGAACGUGACCCUGCUGUGUCAGUCACGGGAGCAGCUGGACACUUUCCUUCUGACCAAGGAGGGGGCAGCCCAUCACCCACUGCGUCUGAGAUCAGAGCACCAAGCUCAGCAGCACCAGGCUGAAUUCCCCAUGAGUCCUGUGACCUCAGCUUACGCAGGGACCUACAGGUGCUACAGCUCACGCAGAUUCUUCCCCUACCUGCUGUCUCACCCCAGUGACCCCCUGGAGCUCGUGGUCUCAGGGGUCCUGGGUGAUGUUGAUCUGCCCUGACCUCUGUGACCUCUUGGUCUACCAUCCCCAGCCUCACACCUUCAGGAUUACACAGUGGAGAAUCUCAUCCGCAUGGCUGUGGCUGGCUUGCCACCUGUCUGCACCGACAGCACCAUGUCACUCAUGGUCGUCAGCAUGGCGUGUGUUGGGUUCUUCUUGCUGCAGGGGCCCUGGUCACAUGUGGGUGGUCAGGACAAGCCCUUCCUCUCUGCCUGGCCCAGCACUGUGGUGUCUGAAGGACAACAUGUGACUCUUCAGUGUCGCUCUCGUCUUGGGUUUAACGAAUUCAGUCUGUCCAAAGAAGACGGGAUGCCUGUCCCUGAGCUCUACAACAGAAUAUUCCGGAACAGCUUUCUCAUGGGCCCUGUGACCCCAGCACAUGCAGGAACCUACAGAUGUUGCAGUUCACACCCACACUCCCCCACUGGGUGGUCGGCACCCAGCAACCCUGUGGUGAUCAUGGUCACAGGAGUCCACAGAAAACCUUCCCUCCUGGCCCACCCAGGUCCCCUGGUGAAAUCGGGAGAGACGGUCAUCCUGCAAUGUUGGUCAGAUGUCAGGUUUGAGCGCUUCCUUCUGCACAGAGAGGGGAUCACUGAGGACCCCUUGCGCCUCAUUGGACAGCUCCACGAUGCGGGUUCCCAGGUCAACUACUCCAUGGGUCCCAUGACACCUGCCCUUGCAGGGACCUACAGAUGCUUUGGUUCUGUCACUCACUUACCCUAUGAGUUGUCGGCUCCCAGUGACCCUCUGGACAUCGUGGUCAUAGGUCUAUAUGGGAAACCUUCUCUCUCAGCCCAGCCGGGCCCCACGGUUCAGGCAGGAGAGAAUGUGACCUUGUCCUGCAGCUCGCGGAGCUUGUUUGACAUUUACCAUCUAUCCAGGGAGGCGGAGGCCCGUGAACUUAGGCUCACUGCAGUGCUGAGGGUCAAUGGAACAUUCCAGGCCAACUUCCCUCUGGGCCCUGUGACCCACGGAGGGAGCUACAGAUGCUUCGGCUCUUUCCGUGCCCUGCCCCACGUGUGGUCACACCCGAGUGACCCACUGCCCGUUUCUGUCACAGGUAACCCCAGACACCUGCACGUUCUGAUUGGGACCUCAGUGGCCAUCAUCCUCCUCAUCCUCCUCCUCUUCUUUCUCCUUCAUCGCUGGUGCUCCAACAAAAAAAAUGCUGCUGUAAUGGACUAAGAGCCUGCAGGGAAAAGAACAGUGAAGAGGGAGGACUCUGAUGAACAAGACCCUCAGGAGGUGUCAUACGCAUAAUUGGAUCACUGCGUUUUCACACAGAGAAAAAUCACUCGCCCUUCUCAGAGGCCCAAGACACCCCCAACAGAUACCAGCAUGUACAUAGAACUUCCAAAUGCUGAGCCCAGAUCCAAGUUGUCUCCUGCCCAUGAGCACCACAGUCAGGCCUUGAUGGGAUCUUCUAGGGAGACAACAGCCCUGUCUCAAAAACAGGUUGCCAGCUCCUGUACCAGCAGCUGAAAUCUGAAGGCGUCAGUCUUCAUCUUAGGGCAUCGCUCUCCCUCACACCACGAAUCUGAACAUGCCUCUCUCUUGCUUACAAAUGUGUAAGGUCCCCACUGCCUGCUGGAGAGAAAACACACUCCUUUGCUUAGCCCACAAUUCUCCAUUUCACUUGACCCCUGCCCACCUCUCCAACCUAACUGGCUUACUUCCUAGUCUACUUGAGGCUGCAAUCACACUGAGGAACUCACAAUUCCAAACAUGCAAGAGGCUCCCUCUUAACACAGCACUUAGACACGUGCUGUUCCACCUCCCUUCAGACUAUCUUUCAGCCUUCUGCCAGCAGUAAAGCUUAUAAAUUUUUUAAAUAAUUUCAAUGUAGUUUUCCCGCCUUCAA